Molecule: messenger RNA, 1137 nt
Organism: Entrophospora sp. SA101
Lineage: Eukaryota; Fungi; Glomeromycota; Glomeromycetes; Entrophosporales; Entrophosporaceae
Source: the annotation of a GenBank genome assembly
AUGCCAAACUUUUCAAUAUAUCCUGCAAUAACUAUAACAAUACAAGAUUUCUUGGAUGGGAUAGAUGAACGAAUUGCUAGAUCGGCACAAGGUUACAAUCCUGAUAAUUUAUUUUUAUACAACGAGAAACUACUAUACAAUAAAAGAUUAGAUUAUUGGACCGGUGAUCAAGAAAUAAAUCAGGUGGUGAAUAUUUUGAUAGAGAAAGCUGACGAUGUAAUGGAAAAUGUAAAAAACUUCUAUCAACCAAGUGAUAAAAGUAUUCUAAGUGACCUGAGUACUCAAGUUAAAUUUCUACCAUUAUUAAAUGAUGAAAUUAGUAAGAUGAGUGUUGACGAGGAAGAAAUUGAUAAAGAUAAUAAAUUGCUUCAAGCAGAAGAUAAAGAAUACCAAGAAGCUGUCAAUAAAUAUUUGAAAACCAUAUAUCAAGAAGAUUCUCAAUCUCAACGAGAGAAUCAACAAGUGCAAAAAAAUUCUAAUGAACAGAAUAAAAGUCAAUCGUCAUCAGAUCCAUUAUUAAGUCAACAAAAACAAGAAGAAGUUCGCUCAGGAACAAAAAAAGAUCCAUUACUAAGAUUUGACAGAGAUCAAUUUGACGAGAUACAUAUAUCAGCUUAUAAUCAAGAUCUCGAAACAAUAAUUGAUGAAGGUUACAGCUUCCCACAUCUAAACAAGAUUCCUAGGAAUGUGCCAAAAUUCAUAACCAAGCCUAAUACUUAUAAAAAUGGUUUUGAUGGAUUACUGCUAUCCUCGAUAUCCUCCAAAAAAUCAAAUCCACAAUUUCCUUUUGACCUAUUUACAACAGACCCUAGUUAUUUUUUAGACGCAGUUAGGUUGUUAUACAAAGCUAAAGCAUUGACACAUCAUGAAUUUCUAAUGGUUAAAAAAUUUGCAGCUGAUUGGUUGGAAUAUUUGAUUAAUAGUUCUAAGGGCAUAUCAAUCUCCAAGUUGGCAGAUCAUCGAGGCAUAUUAUAUGAUAUACAGGUGAUAACGUUAUCAGGAUUUGUAGAUGAUAUAAGGUUGUAUUUACGAAUGAUAAACCGUAUCAGGAUGAGAAUAGGCAAACAUUUUUACAUAGCAAAUGACGCAUCUAUAAAUUCAGAAAUCAUACAAUAUAUAUUUAUAAAUAAAAUCUAA